Hyaena hyaena (striped hyena) is the source of this 10574-nucleotide messenger RNA. It is a transcript of the gene CLIP1, whose product is annotated as CAP-Gly domain containing linker protein 1. Gene Ontology annotation, biological process: positive regulation of microtubule polymerization; cytoplasmic microtubule organization. The record is from RefSeq and is a predicted model, not a curated record. Gene Ontology annotation, molecular function: microtubule plus-end binding. The transcript has 28 exons. NCBI's taxonomy places the organism in Eukaryota, Metazoa, Chordata, Mammalia, Carnivora, Hyaenidae. Gene Ontology annotation, cellular component: cytoplasm; microtubule plus-end; nucleus. The coding region runs from base 2426 to 9016 and encodes 2196 amino acids.
CAAAGACUGUUUACCAAAGCUUAGGGGGAAAAAAUAUCAGGUUAGUAAGAAAUGUGGACCUGACUCUGCAGGUGCACCCUUACCCCCUCUUACCAUCCUGCGGUUUUGCCCUCUGGUCCCCGAGCCUCCCUUUCCGUAUGUAUGCUUCUACCACAGCCUUCCUCACCUCUGCCUUGAUUUCCUGCUGUCCGUCUGGGAGGGCAGCAAGCACGGUGCUGCUUCAGUGGAAAAAUGCCCUCAUUCCCCAAUUUGUGCUUGAAGUGCUGCUCUUGCCACAUUGGCCCUAAACCUGCUGGUCAGUAACUCGCCGGUUCCUCGCGUGUAUCUUGAGACACGCUUUUAAAUUUUCAUCUGUAACUCAGUUUCUGUACUUGGCUUUGAGUUUUGUGGGGGUUAUUUUCAGACUAGUAGUGUUGAGCUAUCAGUUAUGCUAGCCAGUGCCUUGUGCUGUAAGUAGGUCAUCUUUAUACAUUACAUAUCCCCUGUCAAACAUAUUUUCAAGAGCCUCUUACUGCAGAUGCUUCCCCCUUUUUAUCUUAAUGAUUAAAUUAUUCACAGUUUUAUAUUCAAGAUUUUACAUUUUUUCUUUUCUUCAGAUAUGUGUUGUGAUGGAGUUAGGAAGGUGAACAUUGCACAUCCAGGGAGAUUUGGGGCACCUGGCAACUUUAUUAUCCCUGCCAAGAGGAAGGCUACUUCAUUUAUAUUUUGCCUUAAAUAUAUAUUCUAGACCUGUCCAGUCCAGUAACCACAAGCCACGUAUGGCAGUUGAGUACUUGAAAUGUGUAAGUCCAAGCUGAGAUGUGCUAUAAAUAUAAAAUAAAUUGAUGGAUUAUUGACAAUGGAUUUCAGAGACCUAGUAGGAAAAAAAAAAUAAUGUGACACAGCCUAUUAAUAAUUCUAACACUAAUUACAUUUUUGAAAUGAUAUUUUGGAUAUAUUUGGUUAAAUAAAAUUUCAGCUCUUUUUAAUUUUCUAAAUGUGGUUACUAGAAAAUUUAAAACUAUACAUUUGUCUCACAUUAUAUUUCUAUCAGACAGGACUGUUUUAGAAAGUAUAGUAGUGUCAACAUAGGUAAUGAUCUAACUUGAGACUUACAACUCUGAUAUCCCAGUUGCUAGACGUAGUAAUUGAACAGUUUGCCCAUAGUGUCAUUGGUCUACUUUUAAGAGAAGCCUUUGGGCUGGGAAACUCUCUAUUGCUGUCGUCUUUGUCAAAGGUUGAGAGAAAGUGAGAUAGAAUUGCUUGGUGCUUUAGUUUGAAAAUUGCAGUAUUGCAUCAUUUUACGGGUUCUUGUUUGGAUGUUGAGUCAGUUCAGAACUUUUUUGUACUCUUAGUGUGUACCAAAUACUUUCUUAGGUCCUUUGGAUGCAAUGACAGAUCUCAUCCCAGACCAUGAGGAACUUAGUCAUCCAUGCUAUGAGAACAAGAGAGGAGUGUGAUUCAUUGUUCAGUAAUAGAAGACCGCACAGUGGCCAGUAUAGUGCAGAGAAGGAGGGGGUAGGGCAGGAACAACGGUCAGGAAGGACCCCACGAGGAGGUGAUGCAUCUGCUUUAAUUCUUUUAGAGAACAUCCUAGAAGCCCUUCCCCAGGGGAAUGCACAGUGCGUUGCAAACACAGCCCAUCCUUGGGGGGUGAGGCAUGACUGUGUAGUUCCUACCCCAAGAGAGUAAGCUCAGGUCAGCCAGGAAAGGAGAUGUGUUAAACAGGCCUCAUGCAGGCCCUUAUCCAUGGGGUUUUGAUGGUCCUCUGUGAAGUUGAAAUACUUUCCUGUUUUACUCAAGAAUUGAAGAAAAUAUGUAAAUGCUCUUCACUUCUGUCUUUUCUAGUUUUUUUCUGUACAUAGAUAUGAAGGUUAAUGAAACUGAAGUGGGGGAAAAUCGAAUAACUUGCCUUUCUUUAGUGGAAAUAGGAACAGUUUGGAAAGCUACCAGAGUGUUGUGUAAGUGUGUUCAGUGGCUAAAGCCGACCAGCUCAGGUUACACUGCAUCUCCCCUGUUGGGGGUGGGGGACAGCAAGUGACACAGCAUAAAACAGAUGCUUACAUAACCAUGACUCCAGGGGACAGCACUAAGCUGUGAAUGGACCUUCCAAACUCCAGAAUAUGAUAUUAGAACACAGCCUUUGAAUUUUUCUCUGAAGCUUGACUUGAAAGUGAGCUUCAGAAACCUCUCUCAGACUAGACUUUCCAUUACUGUCAAACUUCUUUCCCCUUCCCUUCUGUUAGUUGUGAACUUUGAUCAUUUUAGAAUUAGAAGGGGAAAAAAAAAAAGAAAUAGAAAGGAUCUCGGAAGUCUCUGAGUGCAGCUCUCACCAGAUUUAACCCAGAGACUGACUUCACCAUCGAAACACCCAUAGUUAUAUCAAUGAUUGAGGCAAGAUAGUGGCAGCAGGCAAAGGAAAAACAGCUCUGACAUCCUAAAGACCAUGAGUAUGCUAAAACCAAGUGGGCUUAAGGCCCCUACCAAAAUCCUUAAGCCUGGAAGCACAUCCUUGAAGACACCUGCUGCUGUUGUAGCUCCAGUGGAAAGAACAACAUCCAGUGAAAAAGCAUCAAGCGCACCAUCUUCUGAGGCACAAGAGGAAUUUGUGGAUGACUUUCGAGUUGGGGAGAGAGUUUGGGUGAAUGGGAAUAAGCCUGGAUUCAUCCAAUUUCUGGGAGAAACCCAGUUUGCACCAGGCCAGUGGGCCGGGAUUGUUUUGGAUGAACCCAUAGGCAAGAAUGACGGGUCGGUGGCAGGAGUUCGGUACUUCCAGUGUGAGCCUCUGAAGGGCAUAUUCACUCGCCCGUCGAAGUUGACAAGGAAGGUGCAGGGAGAAGAUGAAGCUAACGGCCUGCAGACAACUCCUGCUUCCAGAGCAACUUCGCCUCUGUCCACCUCAACAGCUGGCAUGGUGGCCUCGUCCCCAGCAGCCCCUUCAAAUAUCCCCCAUAAAUCGUCCCAGCCAACAGCAAAGGAACCUUCAGCUACGUCUCAGAUCAGCAACCUUACAAAAACUGCCAGUGAAUCUAUCUCUAACCUCUCAGAGGCUGGUUCAAUCAAGAAAGGAGAAAGAGAGCUCAAAAUUGGAGACAGAGUAUUGGUUGGUGGCACCAAGGCUGGCGUAGUCCGGUUUCUUGGGGAGACAGACUUUGCCAAGGGGGAAUGGUGUGGUGUGGAGUUGGAUGAGCCUCUUGGGAAGAACGAUGGGGCUGUUGCUGGAACCAGGUAUUUUCAGUGCCAGCCCAAAUAUGGCUUGUUUGCUCCUGUCCACAAAGUAACCAAGAUUGGCUUCCCUUCCACGACACCUGCCAAAGCCAAGGCUGCUGCUGUGAGGCGAGUGAUGGCAACCACACCUGCCAGCCUGAAGCGCAGCCCUUCUGCCUCGUCUCUCAGCUCCAUGAGCUCAGUGGCCUCCUCCGUGAGCAGCAAGCCCAGCCGGACUGGAUUAUUGACUGAAACCUCCUCCCGUUACGCCAGGAAGAUCUCCGGCACCACUGCCCUCCAGGAGGCCCUGAAGGAGAAGCAGCAGCACAUUGAGCAGCUGCUGGCUGAACGGGAUCUAGAGAGGGCGGAGGUGGCCAAGGCCACAAGCCACGUGGGGGAAAUAGAGCAGGAGCUAGCUCUGGCCCGGGACGGACACGACCAGCAUGUUCUGGAAUUGGAGGCCAAGAUGGACCAGCUGCGAACAAUGGUGGAGGCUGCUGACAGGGAGAAGGUGGAGCUUCUCAACCAACUUGAGGAGGAGAAAAGGAAGGUUGAGGACCUUCAGUUCCGGGUUGAGGAAGAAUCCAUCACGAAAGGCGAUCUUGAGCAAAAGAGCCAGAUUUCUGAAGAUCCUGAGAAUACGCAGACCAAACUGGAGCAUGCCCGCAUUAAGGAGCUUGAACAGAGCCUGCUCUUUGAAAAGACCAAAGCUGACAAACUCCAGAGGGAGUUAGAAGACACUAGGGUGGCUACAGUGUCAGAAAAGUCCCGUAUAAUGGAGCUAGAAAAAGAGCUAGCGCUGAGAGUACAGGAGGUGGCUGAGCUGCGGAGGAGACUGGAGUCCCACAAGCCUGCCGGGGACGUUGACAUGUCACUCUCCCUUUUGCAAGAGAUAAGUUCUUUGCAAGAAAAAUUAGAAGCUGCUCAUGCUGACCACCAGAGAGAAAUCACUUUCCUGAAGGAGCAUUUUGGAGCCUGUGAAGAAACACAUCAGAAGGAGACAAAGGCUCUUCAGGCUGCCACAGAGAAGCUUUCCAAGGAGAACGAGUCCUUGAAAAGCAAGCUCGAUCAUGCCAACAAGGAGAAUUCUGAUGUGAUAGCCCUGUGGAAGUCCAAGCUGGAGACCGCCAUCGCGUCCCACCAGCAGGCGAUGGAGGAGCUGAAGGUGUCCUUCAGCAAGGGGGUUGGAACGGAGACAGCAGAGUUUGCAGAGUUAAAAACACAAGUGGAGAAGAUGAGACUAGAUUAUCAGCACGAAAUAGAAAAUCUGCAGAGUAAACAAGACUCUGAAAGGUCUGCUCACGCUAAAGAGAUAGAAGCCCUAAGGGGUAAGCUGAUGGCGGUCAUCAAAGAGAAGGAGAGCAGCCUAGAAGCCGUCAAGGCGAAACUGGACAAAGCAGAAGACCAGCACCUAGUAGAAAUGGAGGACACCUUAAACAAGUUGCAGGAAGCUGAAAUAAAGGUAAAGGAGCUAGAGGUGCUACAAGCCAAGUGCAGUGAACAAACCAAGGUUAUUGAUAAUUUUACAUCACAGCUCAAGGCUACCGAAGAAAAGCUCUUGGAUCUCGAUGCACUUCGGAAAGCCAGUUCCGAAGGUAAAUCGGAAAUCGAGAAACUUAGACAGCAGCUUGAGGCAGCUGAGAAACAGAUUACAAAUUUAGAGAUUGAAAAGAAUACUGAAAGUGGCAAGGCUAGUAGCAUUACCAAAGAGCUGCAGGGGAAAGAGCUAACCCUAAAUAACCUUCAGAAAAACUUGAGUGAAGUCAGUCAAGUGAAAGAGGCUUUGGAGAAAGAACUUCAGAUUUUGAAAGAAAAGUUUGCUGAUGCUUCAGAGGAGGCGAUCUCUGUUCAGAGAAGCAUGCAAGAAACUGUAAAUAUAUUACACCAGAAAGAGGAACAGUUUAAUGCACUGUCUACUGAAUUGGAGAAGUUGAGAGAAAAUUUAACAGAUAUGGAGGCAAAAUUUAGAGAGAGAGAUGAAAGAGAAGAGCAGUUGAUAAAAGCAAAGGAAAAGUUGGAAAAUGACAUUGCAGAAAUAAUGAAGAUGUCUGGAGAUCAUUCUUCUCAGCUGACAAAAAUGAAUGACGAGUUACGUCUGAAAGAAAGAACUGUAGAAGAAUUACAGCUAAAACUCACAAAGGCUAAAGAAAAUGCAAGCUUUCUGCAGAAGAAUAUUGGGGAAGUAAGUCUCAAAGCAGAACAGUGCCAGCAGGAAGCAGCUAAAAAGCACGAGGAAGAAAAGCAAGAACUGCUGAGGAAAUUGUCAGACCUGGAAAAGGCGAUGGAAGUGAGCCACAACCAGUGCCAGGACCUGAAAGCUAGGUACGAAGCAGCCAGUUCUGAGACAAAGGCUCAGCAUGAGGAAGCCCUGCAGAGCCUGCGGAAGACCCUGCUGGACACAGAGGAGAGGCUGAGGGCCGCCCAAGAGGAGAACAGUGACUUGUUUCAGGAGAUGGUGGAACUGAGAAAGCAAGCUGACAAAGCCAAAUCGCUAACUUAUUUGUUAACAUCAGCCAAAAAAGAAAUUGAACUAAUGUCAGAAGAGCUGAGGGGUCUGAAAUCAGAGAAGCAGCUUCUCGCACAGGAGGGAAAUACUUUAAAGUUAGAAAAAGGUUCACUUUUAUCAAAGUUGGUAGAGGUGGAGGCCAAAAUAACUUUACUUCAGGAAGAUCAACAGAAACUGUGGUCAGUAAAUGAAAUUCUUAAUUUAGAAAAGGAGAAAGUCUUAGAAGAAAAAGAAGAUGCUGAAAAGCUUUAUCAGCAGGAGCAGCUCCAUAAAGAAUCUUUAGCUGUUGAGAAAGAGAAAUUACUACGAGAAAUCAAUAUUGCUCAGGAAGAACUUUUAAAGAUCAGUAUGGAAAAUGAUGCUUUGCAGGCUUCCAGAGCGAGCUUGCGGGCUCUCAUGGAAGAGCUCCAGCUCAGCAAAGAUGCUUUGGUUGCUGAGUCUAAGAAGGGUCAGGAAGAAAAAGACCACUUAGAGGAUCGUAUCAAGAAGCUCGUUACUGAAAAUCUUGCUUUGGCUAAAGAUAAAGAUGAAAUCAUUCAGAAGCUUCAGAGCUCUUAUGAAGAGCUAGUCAAAGAUCAGAAAACCUUGGUGCAGGAGAUUGAAGAUCUCACGGCUGAGAAAAAGUUGGCUUUAGAGAAGCAGUCAGGUCUUGAUAACACGUGCAUAGCCUUAAAGGUGGAAAGAGAAAGUCUUCUCCAAAACAACAAAGAUCUGCAAUUUGAGAAGGAUGUGCUUCGUCAAGAUCGGGAGAAGCUGAACGCCAGCCUGGAGGCUGCCCUCCAGAUCAAGCAGCUGCUCGGCAUGGAAACCAGUGGGCUCCGCACACAGCUAGACGAUGCCAAGAGGACUCUGAGGAAGGCUGAACUGGACAUGAGGCAGCUGCAGGCUACAAAUGCCAGCCUCACAAAGCUUCUGGAAGAAAUCAAGACCAGUCGGGAGAUCACAGACUCCGAGUGCAUCCAGCUUCUGCAUGAAAAAGAAACCUUGGCCUCAUCGGAGAGACAACUCUUGGCUGAAAAAGAAGAACUUCUAAGUGAGAACAGGCUCAUCGCUGAAAAACUGAAGAAGUGCUCGGAAGAGGCCACCCAUAUGGAGAUGAGCCUGAAUGAGAAGAUUACUUAUCUAACUUCUGAGAAGGAGGUGGUAUGUCAGAAAAUUACUAAGCUCAAAAAGCAGCAUGACAGUCUCUUGAAGGAAAAGUCUGUCCUGGAAAUGCAAAAUGGAGACUUGCUGGCAGAAAGAGAGAAUUCCAUGAAAACCAUAGGAGAACUCAGAAGGAAAUAUGAUCAAGAGUCUGCAAACAGAAGAAUCGUAGUGCACGAGAAGAUGAAACUCCUUGGUAAUCUCGACGCUCUGAAGAAAGAGCUCCAGGAGAAGAAGAGGGAAAACCAAGAACUAGCAGCCACGAAGUGUGAUCUCUCUCUGAUGCUGAAAGAGGCUCAAAAUGCCAGAAAGAGUUUAGAAAAAGAGCACACAAGCACUCUGCAGGCGAAGGAGAGUCUGAAUGCUGAACUUGAGACUUGCUGUUCUGAGAAGAGCAUCUUGCUGAGGGACGGGUUGGGCCUGCAAGAAGAGUGUCAGAGGUUAAGCAGGGAGAUCCGGACGGUUCAGCAGUCCUUCGUCCUGGAAAAAGAAGCCAGGGCGCAGGAAAACCAGGCGUCCCUGUACGAAAACAAUAAACUUCACGGCAGGAUGGCCCUCCUGGAGCAGGAGCUGGAAGAGCUAAGAGCGCAUACCAAGCAGCUUCAGUCCGAAAAUGGUGUACUCGUCCAAGAGAAGACCAGAUCAGAGCAGAGAGUGGUGGAGAUAAUUAAGGAAAAGGAACUCUUGAGUGCGGAAACGGCUCGGCUCGCUGCCAACAUAGAGACUCUGAAGAGUGAUUUCGCCACCUUGUCCAAAUCCAAGUUAGAGCUGCAGGAACUGCACAGCUGCGUCACCAAGAUCCUGGAUGACCUUCGGCUGAAGCACGAGAUGACCCUGGCCGAUCGCGCCAAGGUGGUACAGGACAAUAAGAGCCUCCUGGCCGAGAAGAGAGACAUGAUAGAGACAAAGGAGGAGCUCCUGAAGGAGAAGGAAAAGCUGGCAGAAAGCUACUUCAUCCUUCAGAAAGAGAUUAGCCAGUUGGCUAAAACCAACAGCCAUAUCUCAGCCAACCUCCUAGAAUCUCAAAAUGAAAACCGUAUUUUAAGGAAAGACAAGAGCAAGCUCACUCUUAAAAUUAGAGAGCUCGAGACUCUUCAGUCAUUUACGGCCGCUCAAACAGCAGAAGAUGCCAUGCAGAUAAUGGAACAGAUGACCAAAGAGAAGAGUGAAACUCUGGCCUCCUUGGAGGAUACCAAGCAAACAAACGAAAAACUACAGAAUGAAUUGGAUACACUUAAAGAAAACAAUCUGAAAAAUGUGGAAGAGCUGAACAAAUCAAAAGAACUUCUGACGGUAGAGAAUCAAAAAAUGGAAGAAUUCAGGAAAGAAAUAGAAACCCUCAAGCAGGCAGCAGCUCAGAAGUCCCAGCAGCUUUCAGCAUUGCAAGAAGAGAACGUGAAACUUGCUGAGGAGCUGGGGAGAAGCAGGGACGAAGUCACAGGUCAUCAGAAGCUAGAAGAAGAGAGAUCUGUGCUCAAUAAUCAGUUGUUAGAAAUGAAAAAGAGAGAAUCCAAGUUAAUAAAAGAAACCGAUGAAGAAAAAGCUUCCUUGCAGAAAUCCAUCAGCAUUACUAGUGCCUUACUCACCGAAAAGGACGCAGAGCUAGAAAAACUGAGAAAUGAGGUCACGGUGCUCAGGGGAGAGAGCGCCUCCGCCAAGUCCUUGCAUUCAGUCGUUCAGUCUCUGGAGUCUGACAAAGCGAAGCUUGAACUCCAGGUAAAGAACCUGGAGCUUCAACUCAAAGAAAACAGGAGGCAGCUGGGCAGCUCCUCAGGUAAUACUGAUACUCAGGCGGAAGAGGACGAAAGAGCCCAGGAAAGUCAGCAAAUGAUUGAUUUCCUAAAUUCAGUGAUAGUGGACCUUCAGAGGAAGAAUCAGGACCUCAAGAUGAAAGUGGAGAUGAUGUCAGAGGCAGCCCUGAACGGGAAUGGCGACGACCUAAACAAUUAUGACAGUGAUGACCAGGAGAAACAGUCCAAGAAGAAACCUCGCCUCUUCUGUGACAUAUGUGACUGCUUUGACCUCCACGACACAGAGGACUGUCCCACCCAGGCGCAGGUGUCGGAGGACCCCCCCCAUUCCACACACCACGGCAGUCGGAGCGAGGAGCGCCCGUACUGUGAAAUCUGCGAGGUGUUUGGGCACUGGGCCACCAACUGCAACGACGACGAGACCUUCUGAUGAAGCCCCGGCCCGGCGCCCGGCUCCUCCCCAGGCUCCUCCCCGGGCUCCUCCCCGCACGGGCAGAGGCAGCUGGACACCAGCAGUGUGUGUGCGGACUUAUUCUGGUGAAGCCAGGUCCUGCACCCGGCUCCCCCCACCCCACCCCCCGCCUCCCACCGGCGCGGAGGCGGCUGGACACCAGCAGUGUGCGUGCGGGCCUUCAGAGAACUCACGUUAUUUCUGACCCCCAUCAACAAAUCUAAGAGAAUAUUUUGAUCUUCAGUACAUCACCCCUUUAGUCUCCCCUGAGAAGUUAAAAGAAUAAAUACUUAGUAGGUGAGAUUUCACCUCUAAUUUUGUCGUCUUUUUAAAAGUUCUAACAAGACAUUGCACCAGAUGCCAUUACAUUCACUGUCCCUAGGGAAGCCUCAUAGACCGAUCCCUACCCUUACAAUACCUUAUUUAAGUAACUUUAAAUUAUGCUGUUACUUUUCAUAUUUGCACUAAAACUUUUCCAGGCUGCAUUUGUAUAUUUAGAUGUUUUGGUUAAGCUUUGACACUGGAAUGAGUUGGAAAAAUGUGCCAUUUUGCAUUUUCAUCUACUCAUUUAAAGUAUUUUAUUCUAAAAAGAAGUAUCUGAGCUCUUUGCACUACCUGAUGUCAGUAGUGCCUUUAUUUCAGGCUUGAUAAUACUUAGGUGUGAUUAUAAAAUCAUGAAGCAGGUAACAGGAAGGGGAAGCCCCCAAACUGCUGUGGGGACAUUUUAUAAUCUAUAUGCUGCACCUACUUACUCUACUGUGGUGUUUUGUUUAUUGGUUUUGCAUAAUUUCAGCUUCUAUAUAUUAUAUGUAUAUAUUUUUUAAAAAUCUAUAUUUUGGGAAAAAAUACAAUGUCUUUCUUUUCAGAUUUUUACCUUUAUGAAAAAGAACACACAUCAGGACAUAAUGGACUAGGCCAGAAGUAAUAUCACGUGGCUUUGCAACUUUUUUUUUUUUUUCUGUUUUCAUUUUGUUUAUCAGAUAUAACUAACUAGGAGAAUUUCCUCCAAAUUUUUUUUUCUUUCUUCAGCAGAUAGCCCCAGCAGUCAACUCAUUAGAUAAUAAGCCACUAUAAAACACCUAAAUUAACCAAUCUGCAACCAUUAUAAGCUUUUUUUACUGUGUUUUUAGAUGAAUGUACGAUGAGAAAUUCAACAUUAAUAAAUUUGGAUUUUCUUAUCACACACAAAAAAUGAAGGACCUCAACCAUCAGAAGUUUAUCAACCGGUUUGAAUCUAUUUAUCUUCAUUUGAAUGUCUUCGAUAUGUACAAAGUAAUGUAUCUUCCAUGCUACAUGUAUAAUAAGAACUUCUAUAAUUGUAUAUAUGCCUUUGAUGUAUUUUUCCCCUCAAGAUUAUCAAAUGUGUGUCUGACAAGUGAAGAAUCUGUAAUGAGUUGAAAACUUUGGUUAUAAACAUACUAUAAUAGGAAGUGUUUCACAAACAAAAUGUAAAACAGUAUUAAAAUUUGAGCAAACGAGUGUUCUGUAUCUACUUUAAUAAAUGGUUAUUCUUUUUUUGCUGGUGGUAGUAAACUGA